Molecule: messenger RNA, 1575 nt
Organism: Fusarium proliferatum ET1
Lineage: Eukaryota; Fungi; Ascomycota; Sordariomycetes; Hypocreales; Nectriaceae
Product: putative sugar transporter
Exons: 6
Coding region: 1-1575 (524 amino acids)
Biological process (GO): carbohydrate transport; transmembrane transport
Cellular component (GO): membrane
Molecular function (GO): carbohydrate:proton symporter activity
Source: RefSeq, a predicted model, not a curated record
AUGGGCCGAAAGUACCUUGGCGGCUCUGGAGAGAGCCUGACUGUCUGGAUCAGUCUCGCAGCAUCAACUGUGCUAGUCUUUUAUGGCUACGACCAGGGAGUUUUUGGUAACAUCCUUGUUUCCAAAGAUUUCAUCGAGACCGUGGGUCACCCUUCUGUCGAGGCCCAAGGAACCAUGACAUCUGUAUACAACCUCGGCUGUUUUGGUGGUGCACUCUCGACUUUAUAUACAGGUGAUAAGCUUGGACGACCCAGGUCACUCAUUGUUGGAAGUUUGAUCAUUGCUCUCGGUGCUAUUAUACAGGCUACUGUCUUUGGCCCUACGCAGAUGUACGUUGGACGCGUUGUAGCAGGUAUCGGAACUGGCAUUAAUACCUCGACUGCUGGCGUAUGGCAGUCAGAAACAGCAAAGACCGCCAGCCGUGGCAAGCUAAUUAUCAUCCAGAUGGCCAACUGUAUUACGGGCUUUUCUAUCUCCAAUUGGUUAACACUCGGCUUCUCUUUCGUUCCAGGAAGUGCCAGCUGGAGAUUCCCUCUCGCAUUUCAGAUCUUCUUCUCGGCUCUCGUCUGUCUGAUGUGUCCUUUUCUCCCCGACUCUCCCCGUCUGCUUAUGCGCAAGGAGAAACAUGAAGAAGCUCUUGAGGUCCUUGCCGCGCUUGAAGGGCACGGUGCAACUGUGGACUCGCCCUCAGUACGAACUCAAUAUGCCAUCAUCAAAGACAUCAUGGACAAGGAACGUGGUGAUGAAUGUACAUGGUGGCAGCUGAUCACUGGCCGUGGUCCAUCAGGUGCAGUGAGGAGAAUGAUUCUCGGCGCAUGGAUGCAAUGCAUGAACCAAAUUUCAGGCAUUAACGUAACUAGCUAUUACAUGACCUAUGUCUUUAUCAACGCCCUCGGCCUCAGCGAAUUCAUGGCCCGGGUCCUUGCUGCUGCUGGAUCGAUCGACUAUCUCGUCUUCUCUUUUCUCGCCUGGUUUGUCAUUGAGCGUUACGGCAGACGUCGUGUCAUGAUGGUGUCUGCUGCCGCUUGUGCUGCCUGCUGGACCAUCAUCUCCAUUGCUGCCUCCCAGAUCGAACUUGGUAAGGGAAACCGAUUUUCAUGGGGUUGCGCAGCCAUCUUCGGUUUCUUUGCUUUCUUUGCAGCGUUCGGUAUGGGUGUUUUGGCAGUGCCGUGGCUUUAUCCUACAGAGGUGAACGCUUUGGCUUUCCGGGCCAAGGGUGCUAGUUUGGCCAUGGCCUCCAACUGGAUCAUGAACUACAUGGUUGCUCAGAUUACACCUCCAGGUAUUGCCAAUCUCGGCUACCGUUUCUGGGUGAUCUGGGCUGUCAUCUGCGCUGCCUUCGUGCCAAUUACCUACCUGUUUUACCCCGAGACUGCAAAUCGCUCUUUAGAAGACAUUGACCGCUUUUUCGCCGAACACCCGGAUAUUUUUGUCUUCCGCAACAAGACUGCCACUCAGCUCGCGAGACCCGAGAUUUACUUUGAGGCAGAUAAGGCUAUCGCUGAACAACAAAAGAUCCGAGGUGAGGUGGAUGAGAAGAGCAUUACUAGUGCAAAUGAGAAAGAGUUUGCUUAA